AUGGGUCGUGAUAUCGAGGUCGAGUUUACGAGGGGUUACCGCAAAACUCCUGCUGAAAUGCGUCUUAAAGAAAGGCGCGAUGAUAAGCACCGAGGCGGCAGACGGUAUCGAUCCCGGUCGCGAUCAAGUCGUAGAUCCAAUUCCAGACAGAAAGGUGUGGAGCCUUAUUAUCGAGGCCGACCCAAUGACCGCCGAGAUGAUUCACGAAGACGAGUGAACAACGUCCGUCCUAAUAGAUCAGCGUCCAGGUCACGAUCACCCACCAGAUCCCGAUCGGCAAGUCACGAUGGAAUGGACAAUGGUGAUGAAGUACGUAAAGGGAGUCGGCGCAAUGACCGCAGGGAUAACGGUGCUGUCUCUCGAAGUCCCACUCACAGACGCGGUUCUGUGUCACGAUCCCGCUCCGGUUCAUAUUGA
Molecule: messenger RNA, 417 nt
Organism: Trichobilharzia szidati
Lineage: Eukaryota; Metazoa; Platyhelminthes; Trematoda; Strigeidida; Schistosomatidae
Source: the annotation of a GenBank genome assembly